Molecule: messenger RNA, 1052 nt
Organism: Camelus dromedarius (Arabian camel)
Lineage: Eukaryota; Metazoa; Chordata; Mammalia; Artiodactyla; Camelidae
Product: olfactory receptor 6C75
Exons: 1
Coding region: 90-929 (279 amino acids)
Biological process (GO): G protein-coupled receptor signaling pathway
Cellular component (GO): membrane
Molecular function (GO): G protein-coupled receptor activity; olfactory receptor activity
Source: RefSeq, a predicted model, not a curated record
ACACAGAAGUAACAGAAUUUAUUUUUCUUGGAUUGACAAAUGACCCACAGUGGCAGGUUGCACUUUUCAUAUUUCUUCUUGUUACCUACAUGCUGAGUGUGACUGAGAACCUGAUCAUUAUCACCCUCACCCUUUCAGAUCCCCAUCUGCAGGCUCCAAUGUAUUUCUUCCUUCGAAACUUCUCAUUCCUAGAAAUAUCAUUCACGUCGGUCUGCAUUCCCAGAUUCCUUGUCACUGUCGUGACGGGGGACAGAACCAUUUCUUUUAAUGGUUGUGUGCCGCAGUUGUUUUUCUUCAUCUUCUUGGGGGUGACGGAAUUUUACCUUCUGGCCGCCAUGUCCUAUGACCGCUACGUGGCCAUCUGCAAACCCCUGCACUACACGACCAUCAUGAACAGCAGAGUCUGCAUACUUCUAGUCUUUAGCUCACGGCUCGCAGGAUUCCUGAUCAUCUUUCCACCAAUAAUCCUGCUGCUGCAGUUGGAUUUCUGUGCCUCCAAUAUAAUUGAUCACUUUAUCUGUGAUUCUUCUCCAAUUCUGCAGCUUUCUUGCACAAGCACUCGCUUUCUAGAACUCAUGGCAUUUUUUUUAGCUGUGGUAACACUCAUGGUCACCCUCACACUAGUUAUUCUCUCCUACACUUGUAUCAUCCGGACAAUUCUGACGUUUCCCUUCACAGGUCAAAGGAAAAAAGCCUUUUCCACGUGUUCCUCCCACAUGGUAGUUGUCUCCCUCUCUUACGGCAGCUGCAUCUUCAUGUACAUUAAGCCUUCUGCCCGGGAAAGAGUGACUUUAAGCAAAGGAGUAGCUGUGCUCAACACCUCAGUGGCUCCCCUCUUGAAUCCAUUUAUAUACACACUACGAAAUCAGCAAGUGAAGCAAACCUUCAAGAACAUGGUCCAGAGAAUGGCCUUCUCUUUAAAUAAAUGACUGUGAUUGUUUAAAAGAAGCACCUCUGAAAACUCAGCUAAAUGAAAAACUCUGAGUUUCGCUACAUAAAUUCUUGAAGCGCCUCAAUUCAUUCUUUCAGUUAGACGUAUGUAUAUAUCUUCA